CGGGUGCCGCUGCCGCCUCCCGCUCGCUUCCCCUCGCCCAGGGGGGAAAGGUCAGCAGCGUCCUGGAGCCGCCGUGUCACUCCCCGACAGCCAUGAACUGCAGCGAGAGCCAGCGGCUGCGCACCCUCCUCAGCCGCCUGCUGCUUGAGCUGCACCACCAGGGCAACGCCAGUGGACUGGGCGCCGGUCCUGGCCCGAGCAUGGGUAUGGGGGUCGGGCCCGACCCGUUCGUGGGCCGCGAGGCGACCAGCGCCAAGGGCGACGACGCCUAUCUCUACAUCCUGCUCAUCAUGAUCUUCUACGCCUGCCUGGCCGGGGGCCUCAUCCUGGCCUACACCCGCUCCCGCAAGCUCGUCGAGGCCAAGGACGAGCCGGCCCAGGCCUGCGCGGCGCACGAGUGGGCCGCCGCCGACGCCGAGACUGCGGCCGGCUCGCCGGCCCAGGGCCGCCGCCAGCUUGCCCCCGGGGCGCCGCCCGCCCCGGCCCAGGGCGCCGAGGGGGUCUAG
Messenger RNA from Lynx canadensis (Canada lynx), 506 nucleotides. It is a transcript of the gene KCNE5, whose product is annotated as potassium voltage-gated channel subfamily E regulatory subunit 5. Lineage: Eukaryota; Metazoa; Chordata; Mammalia; Carnivora; Felidae. Gene Ontology annotation, cellular component: membrane. Gene Ontology annotation, molecular function: voltage-gated potassium channel activity involved in ventricular cardiac muscle cell action potential repolarization; transmembrane transporter binding; delayed rectifier potassium channel activity. The coding region runs from base 93 to 506 and encodes 137 amino acids. Gene Ontology annotation, biological process: membrane repolarization during action potential; ventricular cardiac muscle cell action potential; negative regulation of delayed rectifier potassium channel activity. The record is from RefSeq and is a predicted model, not a curated record. The transcript has a single exon.